This is a messenger RNA of Mercenaria mercenaria, 1089 nucleotides long. RefSeq lists its product as uncharacterized. The transcript is spliced from 3 exons. The coding region runs from base 1 to 1089 and encodes 362 amino acids. NCBI's taxonomy places the organism in Eukaryota, Metazoa, Mollusca, Bivalvia, Venerida, Veneridae. Gene Ontology annotation, molecular function: zinc ion binding. The record is from RefSeq and is a predicted model, not a curated record.
AUGGAAGGUCUGUUAAAUACUACGAAUCUCCCGAUUUCACCACAAACUACCGUUGAAGAUAUCAUUAACUUUUCUAAAUCAGAAAUUCAGUCUUUUCUAAGAGCAAACCAUUUAAAAAUCAGCGGCAAUAAAUUGACACUUGCUCAACGUAUUGUUGACACUAUUCAAAAAUCCAAGAACACGACGCAUGAUCAAGGGAUUUCUUCAAUUAACGAAGAUAAAACAGUUGUUACACUUGACCCACAAGAGUCAAAAGUGCCAUGCAUUACUGAAUUGACAGCUGGGUGGAGCGGAAACGAUGACAAGUUCCCCAGAAUCAGCAUAACUGAUAUUGAAAACUACCUUAUUCACACUAGUCACAGAACCAAUGAUGCAGGGAAAAUGCAAUGCUACCGCCAGUACAUUCGAGGAUUGAACUUCUAUAAGGAGGGGUACAUACAUAAGAUGAUGAUAAAUGAGAUCAGUCCAGACAGCCCAGUCUCUUAUGUAAGAUCUAAAUGCUACCCAUCCAUGCAAAAAGGUGUCUAUGAGCAAUGGGUUUUGAUAAGCAAGCAUGCUCCCUUCCAAAUACUGAAGGCCAACUGCACAUGUCCUGCAGGAAAUGGUGAAGGCUGUACCCAUGUGGCAGGGUUACUGUUUGCCUUAGAGGGGAGACCAAUAACACCAGUGGAGGAUGAUGACAAUGUCCCAUGUACCUCCAAGCCCUGUCAAUGGAACCAACCUAGUAAAAGGAAGAAAGAAACAAGACCAGUUAAAGAUCUAACUUUCAAAAGAAUAAGCUCAGAGGUGAGAAGUGAAACUGAACUGAGAACAAGAGGGCAACAUGAGAAUUCACUGUGGACAAAUGCAAGGAAAGGGAGAAUUACAGCUUCAUAUUUUCAUGAUAUUAAGUCCAGGAAAGAUUCAACCAAGACUGACACAUUACUUUCUAAAGUGUUUGGUGAAAAUUCCUCAUUUGAUAACAGUGCUUUACAAUGGGGCAGGAAACAGGAGCCCAUUGCUAAGAAGAGGUACAAAGCACACAAGAAGUUGAAGGAAGGAAAAACAAUAAAAUUGACUGACAGACAGUGGCUUGAUUGUGCAUCCUGA